Molecule: messenger RNA, 2118 nt
Organism: Ostreobium quekettii
Lineage: Eukaryota; Viridiplantae; Chlorophyta; Ulvophyceae; Bryopsidales; Ostreobiaceae
Source: the annotation of a GenBank genome assembly
AUGCAGCGGCGCAGCCCCGCGCUGGGGCUCGUGCUCCUGGCGCUGGGCGUCCUGGGGAUCGCCGGCGCGCCGACGGAGAUAGUGGAUGGCUCGCGGGAGGGCGCCAGCCUCGACUUCGGCCAGCGGAAGGUGUACACCUUCGUGGUGCCUCGCCGAUCCGGUGGCUACCCCACCGUGGAGGUCGUCCUGUCCCAGGUCAGCAAGAACGGCCAGGCGGACGUGUUCUGCAGGACGGGGGAUGCCGGGAAGGGGGGGAAGAACGCGCCGGGACCGGGGAACUUCAUGUGGCGGACCAACUUCACGACGGGCGGGGACACGAUUGAGCUGAAGCCGGAGGCCGUGGGGGACCACGCGGAGACCAUGGAGGUGGAGGACCCGGUUUAUGUGUGCGCGGUGGUGGCGGUGGGGGACCCGGAUUUCCGGACGGAAUUCGAACUGGAGCUGGCGCUGGAGUACGCCACGCCGUCGCUGGCGGAGGAGGAGAGGGCGAUCAUGCGGGAGGUGUACCAGGCGUGCUGCCGGCAGGGAGGCGACUGCGAGAAGUGGCCGCGCCUGCAGUCGCACUUCCCCACGGUCGCAUUCGCCGACGACGACGGUGACCAGGGGGAGGGCGUCGAGCUGGAUGGAGUGGUGCUGGACUUCUGCCAUGUGCGCGGCUGUGAGUGCAACACCGAGGGCCGCCUCAGGGUCCUGGACCUGGACUUCUACGGUCUCAAGUGCCCCUUUCCCAGCCAGUUCGGCCUGCUGGACGGGCUAGCGGAGCUGCACCUGUCAAGCAACAUCCUCGGGGGGGACAUCCAGGAGGCCCUGGCCUCGCUGUCCGGCCUGCGACGCCUACAGAACCUGACGCUGAGGAAGAACAGCAUGCAGGGCAGGCUGGACGGGGGCGAGCACUUCGAGCAGGAGGCCAACGCGUUCUGCAGGAUGGCGUCCAGGCUGCAGCAGCUUGACCUGGAGGAGAACGUCAUCGAGGGCUCCCUGCCGGCCUGCACCUUCAGCGGCACCCUCGGGCACUUCACCAUCUCGAGCAACCUCCUGACGGGCACCCUGCCGCCGGUGGCCGACACCGACCUGUCGAUGGAGGUGCUGAGUGCCGGCAACAACCAGCUGACGGGCCCCAUCCCGGAGUCCUUCGGCAACCUGAGCAAGCUGCAGCACAUCGACCUGUCCAACAACGUGCUCACGGGGGAAGUGCCGCCAUCGCUGGUGGCCCUGCCCGACUUGGUUUUCCUGCUGCUGGCUAGCAACGAACUGAGUGGCAAGAUUCCUGAUAACGUCGCCGAUUCGGAUAGCCUGCAGGUGAUCCGCCUGAAUGACAACCAGUUCAACGUCAUGCCUGACCGCUGGUUGCACAGCCAGGGAUCGAAACAGCUCUCCAUUCUUGACAUUUCCCACAAUCAACUUGCAGGCACAUUUCCCUUGGGGUUAAGCCGAAGCCCCAAUCUGUCAACACUGUCCCUCCAAGAUAACAACCUUUACGGAGCACUGCCACCAGUGGAAGGCCUCUUCCCUAAGGCCGUGAGGCUCGAGUUCCAUCAGAAUCAUUUUGAGGGUCCCAUUCCUGAGGAGUGGAGCUCCCUUGGAAUGUUCGAGGGGGCCCUGGACCAAGAUGCGCUUCCCUUGAUACCCAUUCUGGAUCUCUCAGACAAUAUGCUCACUGGUGAUUUUCCAGAGUUCCUGGAUCCACGGAGUGCUGACUUUCCAAGCAGGCUGCGAGUGUACCUGGGGGGCAAUGAACUCAGCUGUGGAGACCGCUUCGAUGAUGAGGUUGGCCUGGGGGAAUUCAACACAAAAAUUUUCGGUGUCAAGUGUGCAGAACCUGUUACUCUGGGAGGUGCUCAUGCAAACAGCAAAAUGGCCAAGAUAGCAUCCACCUGUGCUGCCAUUGGUCUCCCGGUCAUGGCUGCUGCCACGAUUUUUUUCAUGUUCUUUGUCAAGGGAACGAGGCAGCCUGCUCCAGCGAUGCAGGAUGGUGGGGAUAUGCAGAACCCUGGCGAGUGUGAGUAUGGCAAGGAAUGGGGCAGUCCUCCUGUCCCAGGGAAGUUAUCUGGUAGAUCAACAAUCAGAACUGAACACUAUUCCUCGGCGCGCUCAUCGCAGCCAACAUACAUGGGCUAG